AUGGCCCGUAGAAUCGCAUCAUUCGCGGCAUCUCGUGUUCCCACUGCGAGUUCCGCUAAUCAGCGCCUUCAAUUUGGUCCAUCGGCGUCAUCCGUCUCUUUUGGCCGAGUCGCACACGUUCCAUUAAGUACUCUCGAAACUGCCGCCUGCCGCGGCGUUGGUUCUAUCUCGUCGUUAGCUUCCGUUAUUUCGCGGUCCUCCGCUUCAGGAGACUUCGUUUCUUGGAGCGCAGUCGAUGCGACGAGACUAGCUAGGCCGCGUGAUGUUCCAAGUCGAUCGCUUGCGACGGUUCGCGACGGCAGUGCGACGGCGAAGGAGGUGUCGCUCGUGCAAGGGGCUUCGCGAGGCAUCGGGCUGGAGCUGGUUCGGCAGCUGCUCCAGAGGAGCUCUGACAGCCACGUCAUCGCCACGUGUCGCAAUCCUGCUGCAGCAGCGGCGUUACAGGAGCUACAGAGUAGCAGCAGCGGGGAUCGGCUGACCAUUCUCCCCCUGGACGUGACUGAUGAGGCGUCCAUCGAGGAAGCAGCAGGUCACGUGUCAGCCACGUGGGGGCACCUGAACCUCCUCAUCAACGCGUCUGGUCUGCUCCACAUACCUGGCGCCAUGAAACCAGAGACGUCCAUGAGAGCACUCACUCCGCAAGCCCUGCUCACCAGCUUUCAAGUCAAUGCGAUGGGACCGGCUCUCGUCAUCAAGAACAUGGCGCCAUUGCUCGCAGCAGGAGGGGGCGCAGCGGCAGGGAGAGAGGUGGCAGUGGCAGCGAGCAUCAGCGCUCGGGUCUCCUCGAUAGGCGAUAACAAGUUGGGGGGGUGGCACUCGUACCGUGCAUCAAAGGCAGCACUGAACCAGCUGGUCCGCACAAUGUCCAUCGAGCUGGCAGCAAAGAAGCAGCCAGUUGCUGCCAUCCUCCUCCACCCCGGAACAGUAGACACAGACAUGUCCAAGCCCUUCCAGAGGGCCGUGCCGCCCGGAAAGCUCUUCACACGCGAGUUUGCCGCCCAGAAGCUGCUGGGAAUUGUGGACAAGGUCACUGCAGGCGAUAAUGGCAAGUUUUUUGCUUGGGAUGGGCAGGAAAUCCCUUGGUAG
Messenger RNA from Closterium sp. Yama58-4, 1086 nucleotides. The record is from the annotation of a GenBank genome assembly. Lineage: Eukaryota; Viridiplantae; Streptophyta; Zygnematophyceae; Desmidiales; Closteriaceae.